Messenger RNA from Clarias gariepinus (North African catfish), 2139 nucleotides. It is a transcript of the gene unc119a1, whose product is annotated as unc-119 homolog a (C. elegans). Bases 273 to 890 code for a protein of 205 amino acids. The transcript is spliced from 5 exons. The record is from RefSeq and is a predicted model, not a curated record. Gene Ontology annotation, molecular function: lipid binding. Lineage: Eukaryota; Metazoa; Chordata; Actinopteri; Siluriformes; Clariidae. Gene Ontology annotation, cellular component: centrosome; spindle pole; spindle midzone. Gene Ontology annotation, biological process: negative regulation of clathrin-dependent endocytosis; visual perception; negative regulation of caveolin-mediated endocytosis.
ACAAAAGCUGGUGUUGCCAGAUUGGACGUCCAACCUCGGAAGUAAGUUAGUUCUGUUUGGAUUAGACUGUAAGCAUGGUGUUUCGACGGUAGAUUUAAACCUAUUAAUCGUAUCGGUUCUGAAGGUUUCCGUUCGGUCUGGAUUAUAGACAAAUACAAUAUUAGUAAACACAAUCUGGCAACCUCGGUGCACGGAGGGUGAAGUAAAUAAGCGGAUGCCCAGAUCCAUACGGCUUCAUCUCACACACGCUGUAACCGGAGACGAAUUGGGCAAUGAGAGUGAAGCAGGGGGCCGAGGGAGGACUGCCGUGCACUACAGAGGAGGAGCUGCUCAAACAGCCCGCGAUAACACCGGAGGAUGUGCUCGGCCUGCAGAGAAUCACCGACAAUUACCUGUGUAGUCCAGAGGAUAAUGUCCACAAGAUCGAGUUCACCAGGUUCAAGAUCCGUGACAUGGAGUCUGGGACAGUUCUUUUUGAGAUCACUAAGCCUCCCACUCUGGAGAGCGCAGAGGACGGAAGGAAGGACCUUGACCCCAAUGCCGGGCGCUUUGUGCGCUACCAAUUCACUCCAGCUUUUCUGCGGCUGCGGCAAGUCGGAGCUACGGUGGAAUUCACAGUAGGAGACAUUCCCAUCAACAACUUCCGUAUGAUCGAGAGGCACUACUUCAGAGGCCGGCUGCUGAAAAGCUUCGACUUUGAGUUUGGUUUCUGUAUCCCCAGCAGCAAGAACACCUGCGAGCACAUCUAUGAAUUCCCUCCCCUGUCUGAAGAGCUCAUGAACGAGAUGAUCGAGCGCCCAUACGAGACGCAGUCAGACAGCUUCUACUUUGUGGACAACAAGCUGGUGAUGCACAAUAAAGCAGAUUACUCCUACAGCGGCGGCCCCUAGGUGCUCUAUCAGAAACAUGGACUGAAGCAUUAAGGCAGCCAAUCCAGCCUUGGAAUAUUUGUCUGGCAAAAAAAAAAAAAAAUCAUCCCAACCUCAGGAUAUUUGUGUGUGUGUGUGUGUGUGUGUGUGUGUGUGUGUGUGUGUGUGUGUGUGUGUGUGUGUGUGUGUGUUCAGAGUCAGAAAAGACAAUUCUACACUGAAACCUGGGUCCUACUGUACCCUAAUAUUGUGUUAAACCUAGAAUAGUUUAUUUUUGAUUGUUACCUGUUAAUGUAUCUCUGCAUGUAUGUGAGUGUAUAGUUGUGUAUGCAUUCAUGUGCAUUUAUUAAUAAUUAAGAUUGCAUGACAUGCUUUUCGUUUGUGCUCUGGUGUGUUUCGUAUAAUACUUAGAAUCUUUAUGUAGAGAUCAUUUUCUCAGUGUCUGCUCUAUACGUCCGUAGGUAAUAGGGAUGCACUGAUACCGUUGAUACUGAUCCCACCCCCCGUCCCCUGGGUUGGUCUGAACAAGCAUAAUGUCAGAAUGUGCCAUUUAGCUCUGGUGAUUUCCCUAAUUCAAAGAGAGCAAAUAUGAAUAACAGUGCAUGAUCUUCUGACUGGUAUAAAAAAAAUUAAGUAAUAAUUGGUGUCAGUACUGGUAUCCUUAAAAUAUAUAUUUUUAAGAUGACCUGCAUAACAUUCCAAAUAAUGUUUAAUAUUCAACCUUUUUAGAUAUUUUGUAAUCAAUGUGGAUGCAUAGGUAUGAGUGUCUGGACAUGAGCUCUAUGUGCAUAAACUGACUGAAGCAAAGUGGUUUAGCCCACUGCCCUUAAACCUUAUUAUUCUAAUUAUUAUUAUUAUUAUUAUUAUUAUUAUUAUUAAACAUGGUUGAUUUUGGUUGAUUGCAAAUUUAUUGAUGAUCUUUGUCUAAAGUAUUUUAUAGCACUAUAAAAAAAUCUGAUAUAUAGUUCUAUAUUACUUUGGGUAUUUUAUACAUCAUAGUGAUUGUUUAUUAUUGAUAUCAUUAUCAUUGUUUACUUUGUGUUCUUUAUUAAACACUCCAGACCACUGAGAAAUGAUGAUGAUCAAGAAAGAGCAUACAGACUGACUCUCAAUUUACAUUUUACUCUUAAAAUAAAUUUGCCUUGUGUUCUGGUUAACAGCUCACGCAUGAUAGAGAACAAUUUCUUUUAAAACAUUCAACUGUUUCCUAAUGAGGUAAAUCUUAAAGGCAUCUAUUUUAAAUUUAGAAAUAGAGCCUGCACAUCAUUUA